Sorex araneus (European shrew) is the source of this 1867-nucleotide messenger RNA. It is a transcript of the gene MLX, whose product is annotated as MAX dimerization protein MLX. Gene Ontology annotation, biological process: regulation of transcription by RNA polymerase II. The record is from RefSeq and is a predicted model, not a curated record. The transcript has 8 exons. The coding region runs from base 58 to 975 and encodes 305 amino acids. Gene Ontology annotation, molecular function: RNA polymerase II cis-regulatory region sequence-specific DNA binding; protein dimerization activity; DNA-binding transcription factor activity, RNA polymerase II-specific. Lineage: Eukaryota; Metazoa; Chordata; Mammalia; Eulipotyphla; Soricidae. Gene Ontology annotation, cellular component: nucleus.
UCUUCCUCGCGGCUGGGGGCCCGGCCUCUGGCUCGUUUCCGGUACGGUGGGUCGGAGAUGACGGAGCCGGGCGCCUCGCCGGAGGACCCCUGGGUCAAGGCAAGCCCCGUGGGCGCGCACGCCGGCGAGGGGAGGUCGGGUCGGGCUCGUGCACGUAGGGGGUUCGGAAGACGAGGGGAUUCCUGGCAGUCCCCAAAGUCCCCCCCGCUCUCCGGGCCCCGGGGCUGCAGAGAAGACAGCUCUUACCCCGCCUGUACCAAGGUGGGGACGCAACUGACCGAGGUGGAGUAUGCCUAUAGUGACAACAGCCUGGACCCCGGGCUUUUUGUAGAAAGCUCUCACAAGGGGAGUGUAGUGUCCAGAGCUAAUAGCAUCGGUUCCACCAGUGCCUCUUCCGUCCCCAACACAGAUGAUGAGGACAGUGAUUACCACCAGGAGUCCUACAAAGAGUCGUACAAUGACCGCCGACGGCGCGCCCAUACUCAGGCCGAGCAGAAGAGGCGGGAUGCCAUCAAGAGAGGCUAUGACGACCUUCAGACCAUCGUCCCUACCUGCCAGCAGCAAGAUUUCUCCAUUGGCUCCCAGAAGCUCAGCAAAGCCAUUGUUCUACAGAAGACCAUCGACUACAUCCAGUUUCUACACAAGGAGAAGAAAAAGCAGGAGGAGGAAGUAUCCACACUACGUAAGGACGUCAUGGCCCUGAAGAUCAUGAAAGUGAACUAUGAGCAGAUCGUGAAGGCGCACCAGGACAACCCCCACGAGGGAGAGGACCAGGUCUCUGACCAGGUCAAGUUCAACGUGUUUCAAGGCAUCAUGGACUCCCUGUUCCAGUCCUUCAAUGCAUCCAUCUCGGUGGCCAGCUUCCAGGAGCUGUCGGCCUGUGUCUUCAGUUGGAUUGAGGAGCACUGUAAGCCUCAGACCCUCCGGGAGAUUGUGAUUGGCGUCCUGCAUCAAUUAAAGAACCAGCUUUACUGACCGUUUCUUGGAACCUGCAGACAGCCAGCGAGGCCUUCGAGUCUCCCACUUGGUCCUGGCACCGCUGGGCUUAGGAGAUCGGACUGCAGCCCGCGCCCGGCCAGCCGGGUUCCUCCUCGGAGAUUGUUCCCUAGCCUCACUCUGAGGGCCUGGGGUGUUUGCGAACGCUUCUGAUUAAUUUAUUAUAUUGACCAUAAAACUCGAACCUACCCAGUCUUCCCCUCUCCCCGUGGAACGUUCCUGGGAUGGGAGCUGCUGGGCACCCCAGAGCUCCAGGUCUCUCCCCUUUUCCUAAGCCCCAAGUGUCAGAUCAUGACCUGUAUAUAUUUGGGGAUUCCUCCUGGCCUGUUUAGGUCGCUUGAGUAACAGGUGACCCAACUCUGACAACCCCCUCCCCCCCGGGAGGAAAGGAGUAAAAGAAACUUCUCUCGGUGUAGUUAGGCUAGAUGUCUGCCUCCUUGGGUAGGGCUAGUCAGCCUGGGUGGGGGCCAGGCUCCUGCCUCUGCCCUGGACAGGAGAGCAAGCCAGCCGUUCCUCAGGCACUAGUAACGUCAACUGUGACACAAUGUUGGCAAAAUAAAAUUUAUUUUUCUACAAUUUGCUAAAUUUACAAUUUUGGAAAAUUAACUGGACCUCAAGACCACUCCCAGCCUUGUGGUGCUGCCCAGCUGGCUCCCAGGCCUGGAGUGGACACGGGCCAGGGCAGAGCCCAGCAGUCCUGAUGCGGAGGCUCCGAGUUCCCCCUAUGUACAGUGGCCUCAAGCCCGUCCACCUCAGGCUCCCUUAUGCCUGCCUCAGGUUUGCUAUCUGGGAGGCUUUGUAUCCAGAGGAAAUUAAAUAUUUUUAUAUCAGAUUAUAUUACAAUAAAUAUUGCCAAAUGCUUUUUCCUUCA